AUGACGGAUGUGAUCAAGGUCGAGUACACCGGCCGCAUCGCUACCAUCACCAUCGACAACGACAAGAAGCUCAACGCCCUAGGCUUUGACGGCUACUACAACAUAGCCAAAGCUCUCCUGGACAUAGCCCAACGUGAUGACAUCUACAUCACCGUCUUAACUGGCAAGGGCCGGUAUUUCUCAGCCGGCGCCGACGUCUCGCUAGGCGACAAGAAGUCCGGCGCGGCGGACCAGGACACGUACAGGAGAUGGCUGCGGGACUUCGUGUCGAACAACCUGAACCUGACGCGGGCGCUGUACACGCACCCGAAGAUCCUGAUCGCCGCGCUCAACGGGCCGGCCGUCGGGCUCUCCGCCGCCAUCACCGCCUUCGCCGACUUCGUGUAUUGCGCGCCUCACACCUUCCUGCUGAUGCCCUUCUCCUCGCUCGGCCUCGUCGCCGAGGGAGGCGCUUCUUACGCUAUGGUGCAGCGGCUGGGUAUUAGUAAAGCCAACGAGGCGCUUAUCCAGAGCAAGCGCAUUUCAUGCGAGGACCUUGUGAAGACGGGGUUUGUGAAUAAGGUGUUUGAGUGCGAGAAGGGGGAUAGCGAUGGCUUUCUAAAGCAGGUUAUGAAGGAGAUUGACGAUAGCAUGGGCGAUCAUUUGAACAGCGAUAGCUUGCUUGGCAUCAAGGCGCUGAUUCAGAAGCCGAAUAUCGCGGUUUUGGAGAGGCAGAAUGUGGCUGAGGUGUUCGCGGGCCUGGAUAGAUUUGUCAAGGGCAUUCCGUUGCAGGAGUUUGAGAAGAUCGCGACGGGUAAGAAGAGGCAUAAGUUAUGA
Molecule: messenger RNA, 816 nt
Organism: Annulohypoxylon maeteangense
Lineage: Eukaryota; Fungi; Ascomycota; Sordariomycetes; Xylariales; Hypoxylaceae
Product: ClpP/crotonase
Exons: 2
Coding region: 1-816 (271 amino acids)
Biological process (GO): fatty acid beta-oxidation
Cellular component (GO): peroxisomal matrix
Source: RefSeq, a predicted model, not a curated record